CUUCAUACAUCCAAGAAAAAACCAACGGCGGCUGUGGAAUCGUUCCAAUGGCGACAGCGGAGAAGCCAGUGAUGGUGAUUGGAGUCGACGACAGCGAAUACGCAACCUAUGCUCUAGAAUGGACACUUGACCACUUCUUCUCUUCAACAGUGAAUCCUCCGUUCAAGCUUGUCGUCGUCUACGCCAAACCGUUUCCCGACGUCUUUAUCGGAGUCGGCGGACCUGGAAUGAUUGUAGGAUCUGCUGGAAGUUACCAGUUUCUGAACGAUGAUUUGAAGAAGAAAGCUGCGUUGAUCAUCGCAACUGCGAGAGGAAUCUGUGAAUCCAAAUUGGUGAAUGAUGCAAAAUUCGAGGUGGAUGAAGGAGAUGCUAGGUAUGUCCUGUGUCAGGCGGUGGAUAAGCAUAGGGCUUCAAUGCUUGUGGUGGGAAGCCAUGGCUAUGGAGCUGUAAAGAGGGCGUUCUUGGGGAGUGUGAGUGACUAUUGUGCUCAUCAAGCUUCAUGUACCGUCAUGAUCGUCAAGAAGCUGAACCCCAAGGUUGAAUCAAAAGAACAAAAAUAGCUCAACUUUCCCAAUUCUCCUUGUUUUCUUCGAGUCUUUAAAUCAAGAACUAUUCUCUUUAAAUCAAGUAAUGCUGUUCUAUUAUAUUAUGUAUUAUGUAUGUAUAUUUUCCCAAUGUUGUAAACUGUCACAAUAAUAACAAAAUUUGUACG
This is a messenger RNA of Cucurbita maxima (winter squash), 712 nucleotides long. Its product is annotated as universal stress protein A-like protein. The transcript is spliced from 4 exons. Bases 48 to 560 code for a protein of 170 amino acids. The record is from RefSeq and is a predicted model, not a curated record. NCBI's taxonomy places the organism in Eukaryota, Viridiplantae, Streptophyta, Magnoliopsida, Cucurbitales, Cucurbitaceae.